AGUUCGCCACGUGCGCUUGUGUUUUGAAUAAGUUCCAGAGCCUUGAAAAAGUUCUGAAGCGGUGGAAAAUAUAUAGUUAAAAAAUUCAUCAAUCAGAACAUAUUUUCGAACAACUGACAAUCACCGCUCGGAGAAAUACAUGGACGUGAUUUGUCCUGCAUAACAAUUUACGUGCACGAACAUUUGAAACGUAUUGCGAUGUGUGCAAAGGAAAGUGAUUCUUGUUGAAAGUUGUUUGAGAACCAUCGAAUGCAACUGUACAUCAGGAUAAAAGAAAAUCGCAAACUUUUGCCCACCGAAACGAAAGAAAGAAAGUGCGAAAAUUGUACCUAACCCGUUUGGUUUCCUUCGAGUAGAAAAAGUUGGGGCGCGAAUUUUCACAGCAUGAAACGGCAGAGCUCAAUUGAAUAAAGGCGUGUGCUGAUGAACUUCAAUUGCAUUUGAGCACAAGUUUGAAGGGAUGGUGCAUGUUGGAAACUUUCAUGUAACCUUCUGACAUCAUUUAAGAAUUAUGCGCUCAAUACAAUCAUUUCGUCACGCAAAAAGGAGCACUUUCGUCGACACCUAAGUCAACUGUGGCCCCGACCGCAUUCCAAUACGUUCCAUCAUAUCACAGGAUGAAUAGUAUGCCUAACAGGAAUUGAACAAAAAAAAAUGGCCCGUCGAUUGCUAUAUUAAUGAUAGCUCAUCGAAAAUCCACUCAACAUGGCACCGCCGGGUCUUCCCAGGGAGCGAAGAAAGAAAGCUCACGGCUUGUACUUUCAUUCAUCACCACCAAAAGUAUUACAAAUGAACAAUCAAAACCUACAACGAGACAAUGAUGGCCGGGCUAAGGAUGUGAUAAAACCAUCCAACAUUCGAAUAUGGCUGCACCAGAAGCGAAUGUCGAAGCUGGCCAAAGUGCUAUGGGCUGGUCAAGGGGGGCGUUUGCGAACCGAAACAUCACAUCAUCCCAAGAUGAAACGGUUUCUCGAAUGCGUUCCUCACGUCAUGGGUGUCAUUAAAGACAUUCAUCAGGCCGUGGUUGAUAACGAUCUGGAAAUGCUGAAAGAGAAAACUGCGGCACCAAUGCCUCGGAUUGUGUUGACAAGCAAGGAUUCUAACGGCCUUACGCCGUUGCACAAAGCUGCCGGCUUGGCACACACACAAAUUGUGGAGCAUAUUCUGUCGAUCUGGCCGAGUCUUUCUUCCGAUGAGGAUCACACAGGCAAAACACCGCUACAUUGGGCGGCCAGCGCAAAAAAUAAUGCUCGUAGUUUCAAUCUGCUUGUGCAGGCCGGCGCAGAUGAAACCGCCUUGGAUAAUAGAGACAAACCAGCCGAGUACUACAAAAACAAACCGAACGACAUAGAUCGGUCUCUACUGACGGUGAUCCCGGAGGCACCACGAAUAUCUCAGCAGGGUUUCCCGAGCUAUUUCGAUUGGAACAUGUUUACCCUCGAGGAGGAUUCCGACAAUAGCAACGGUUCGCAAGCGAGAAUCAAACCAUUUUUAUCGCAAAAUAACUUACUAGAUAACGAUGUAAAUAAUCUCAGUAGUGUUUCUAAGUCUAAAUCAGUACACAAUCUCACUAACGGGACGCUAACCGAUGUCCCAAACGAUGAAAGCGAGGGCAAGACCGAGAACAAGGAUGAAGUAGAACCAAUGGCUGAUGGAAACCAAUAUGAAGUGAUGGGCGAUAAUAUUGCUAACCAGGAUAAAAAUUACGAGACUGAGGCAGGAGACCCAACCGAAGAUACGAUGCAGGCAGAAGAAGAUCCAGUAGAGGAUACUACUAGAGAUACUCCAAGCGAAAAUGUGAUGAUGGAAUCAUCGGGAAUUGAAGAAGCAAAUGAAACAUACGAUCAACCGAUAGACGAUGAAAACAAGUCCAAUGCGAAUCCAGCAGUGGAAGAGAACGAGGUAAAUGGAGAUCUUGAGUUAGCACUCGUCAAACAAGAAAAUAUGUAUGAAAGCGAAGUGAAUGCUCCAUCCAGCGUUAUGAAUGUAGAAGAACAAAAUUUAGACCAAACAUUGAACGACAAUGGCUUGACAUCCGGUGGGAUGACUGAUGAUGCGAUUGAUAAAAUACAAAUAGAUGAUAAUACUGAUGAAACAGAAGGCAACAUGGAACAAUCGCGUGCUAGUCCUGAGGAAGAACUUUCGAAGCAGGAUGAUAGUUCGGAGGGAAUUGAGCAAGAUAGUUUGAAUAAACCUGAUGAUGUAACUGAGGAAAAAGAUGAAAACAUGAACAUGUCUACUGAAAUAAACAAUGCAAAUGAAACAAUAACUCAAGAUCAAAAUGGGAACCAGGAUGAAAGCACAAAUUUCGGAAGCAGACAAUCUUCAGCAAAAGCGGAAAAUACCGAUAAAAUUUCAGAAACUUUUUCAAGACCUGAAAGUGCUCAUGAAUCUGCUGAAUCAGAUGAACAAUCUACUGAAUCAGCGAAAUCGAAAAGAACAGUGAAUACUUCAGCAAAAACAAACUCCGCUAAAAGUCACCGGAAGAAUGGAUCUGCUAUCUCUAACAAUGUCCCUACCAGUCAGGUCAAACAAGAUACUGAUUCGAUCGAUUCGAGGCCCUCAUCGACCACCAGCCGUAGCCAGCCGUCUGUCUCGUCUAGAGCCCAAUCUACGGCAACGGUGCGUAAUGUAUCGGCAAGCUUGAAUGACGAACGUCGCCAGUCUGCUAAAUCUGUCCGGUCGCAAAAGAGUCUGUCGAAGGAUGAACCCGUUAACGAGGACGACAGCAACGACGACUCUAAUCAAGCCGAUGUUGAAAUUGUCCAUUUUGAAACUAGCAAUGAGGCCGGAAACGACGACGGUGAUCGAUCGAACAAAUCACCCGAUGAUUCAGGGGACAAUAAUACUCAAGACGAUGAGAAAAAGGUCACCGAAAUGGAAAUAUCCAACACUGAUGUCUUCACUAAUGAGGUUACCGUCGAUGCUGAGAAAACGGCGAACAACGUCAGCAAUUUCACUCCCGAAGAGCCUGAUAAGGUUUCUUCAAUGGGUAAUGAGAGGGAUGACCAGAAAGAAGCGCCCGUUACGACACCUGAAUUUGAGGAAACCAUUGAGGCAGAACCAAAUGGGCAACAGCUUCGUAGUGCUCAGCCAUCAAACAACACUUUAGAAUUAUACCACGAUCGUUCCCUGCAGGAGAUAAUCGACGGUGGGGACAUGGAACAACUGGCAGUAAUCGUCCUCAAUGGCAAGGGUGGCAAACUACUAGGACGACGAUCAGAUCUUCCGGAAAUUCAAGCUUUUUUAGACAACGUGCCUUCCUACAUGAAUAAAAUUCGUCGUGUACAUAUGGCUGCCCGAGAGGGAAGCUUGCGUGAUUUGCAGUCGGCCUUGGACCGGCGGAAAUUUGCAACCUCAAAGGACGAAAUAUCUCCACAUGGCGCAACACCUCUACACGUGGCCACCAUAUUUGGCCACUCUGGUAUUGUGCGAUAUCUCGCUGGGCGCUUCCCAGAAACUACAAGUGCUACCGACGUCAAUGGACGCAACCCGUUGCAUUACGCAGCAACGCUAAAAGAUAACGGUCACUUCUACAACCUUCUGACCCACCUGGGAGCGAAUCCGAAGGCGGAGGAUAACUUUAACCGUUCAGCUGAAUUUUACUUGGAUUACGAACAGUCGAAGGAUUUAUUGACUCAUCGUCAGUUGUUGCAAGACUAUGGUGCAGAAGAGGAGCUCGUCGAUCAGAUGCUCAAUGAUCAAGUGCCAGAUGACCAACACAGCGCACGUCGUGAGUUGGACGAUGUCGAUACACUGACCACGCUGGAGCGAUGCUUCAAAAUUAUUCACGAACCAAUUGAUGAUCUGAUCAAAUCGGUAGAGCUUCCAACGAAUAGCGUUCCCGGUAGUGCUUCAUCCCUGAGAAUUCUAAUCACGUCCUACUUGGCGAGGUUUCUGAAACGAAGUGUAUUUGAUAAAGUGAAAAAACGUCAAACGAAACUGGAUCACAAUCUUUUCGAUGUUAUUUGGCCAGCGAUGAAAAAGGCUACCAAGGAGAAAAGGAUUGACGAAGACUUGAACGUUGGUGUUGUGAUUCCAGACUACGAUGUGUUCGUUGUUUUUCAAGAAUUUCUAGUGCCAUUGAUAAAGGACAUGCAUAGCAUGGAUUUACAGCAAGACUUUGAGCCUCAUCCAGCUGCGCAAUUUUUCCCCAGAUAUGCGAUCAGUGAGCCAGCUUUCAAUUAUCAAGAAAGUAAUGGAAAUAUACUUCGAGAGAAUCCCGAAGAAAUACAUCUCAACUUGGAUACCUCGGGAAAGUUCAUCACCGGAGCUGUGAUCGAAUGCACACGCAAUUUGGAUGAGUUCGAGUUACCGCUUAAUCUGAGUAUAGCUCAUCUCGAACGGGUAGAACGGAUAUUGACGGCAAAGAUUCUCUCCACUGCCUUCGCCAACGCGACCGGUGAGAAAGAAAUAGGAACGUACUAUACAAUGAAUGAGAUUCUGGAAAUCCCAUCCGAGAUUCGAACGGUACUUGCUGCCUCAGGACUACUAAUUCCUAUGCUUGAUAGUACAGAUCCAUAUCAAACGGCGGAAUCAAUCGCAAUAAACGGUAGAUUCUGGCCUUACGGCAGAGGAGUUUACGUUAGUCACGAUCAGGAUCUGGUUGCGUGGAUAAAUGCUCAAGAACAUUUGCGAUUGAUGUGCUGUACCAGCUCGAAAAAUCCUGCCAGCAUCGGAAGUACAUACUCCAAACUUGGCCGGGCUAUGAACUUUUUGGAUGAUAAAAUACAGUUCAAACACAGUUACUUCCUAGGACAUUUAGUGUCCCGUCCCUCCUUCCUUGGAACUGGUCUCAAAAUAACACUUUCACUUGAACUACCUCAUCUGCGUAAGGAACGGGAAAACUUACGACACCUUUGCUUAGUACGAGAGCUCCAUUUGAUCACUUCCGAUGAGCAACAAACCGUCCGGAUGAGUAACAUGAGAAGUCUGUCGCAGACCGAGUGGCAAAUCUUUCAAAACUACACCGGUGCCAUCACCAACAUCGUAGCACUCGAAAAGGAACUCUCCAUGUCCAACUCAUUGCACAUAGCGGCAACGCUGCUGAGCAUAUUUCAGCAUUACGACUCACAAGUAGAGAUACCGUUGUUUCGUACAGAGGAAGGCCGAUACCUAGCGACGUCUCUCGGGGAUCCGUUGAUCAAAGGGCUGACCGAAGUAGCCAAUAAGCGUCCGGCAGAUCCUAUAAUCUAUCUGGCAACAUAUUUAUACAACUUUGCCAAUCAGAGCCGUUCGAAAACAAGUGCAAGUAGCCAGACAUCAGCCAACAGAAACGAUUCGAAUAACAACCAGAUAGAAUUGGUCGCAAAGGAAGAAUCCGACAAAGAGUUGGAAGGUUCUGCUACGACGGAAGAAACCGUUGAGGUACUGGAUCAACGAGAAAUGGCUGGUACUGCUGUGGAAAAGGAAGAUCUUUCUCCUUCGUCGCCGGAAAGUUCUAGCGCAGUAUCUUCCAGUGACAACAGAGAUGAACACGGGCAGAGCAUGUUACACUUUGCAUGUGCAAGAUCCCAUGGAAAAAAUGCGUUAAUUCAGUUGAUAGAUGAGUCGGGCAUUAGCAUUACCUACCGUGAUGAGUUGUAUAGAACUGCUAGAGAUGUCUCGCUGCAGGCUACUCAACCAGAUAAUUCACGCGAAAUUGAUCGCUAUGUGCUUGGAUUAGCAGCUCGUGGAGAUUUGGAGUCUUUGACCAACAUGUUGUUGGACGGAUAUGACCAUAUUGCCGAUGUGGCUGGUACCGAUGGAACCACUAUUUUGCAGGUAACAUCGUCCAGAGGUCAUCGGGAGGUUGUUCGGUUUUUAGAAGGAAUUCGAGAAUUUGAGGACAAUCGAGAAAAUUUACUAAAGGCAGUGCGUAAUCAAAAUAUUGAUAAAGUAAAAGAAAUAACUCAACUAUCGGAUGGCUUGAAGCUAGCCAGAGCCAAAAAUUAUUAUGGUCGCUGCUCGUUGCAUAUUGCAGUACUGUUCGAAAGUGAAGAAAUUGUGGAAUACCUAGCGACGAAUUUUAGACAUACUCUGAAAAUUGGCGACAAUUUGGAGCGGACAGCUCUCCAUUACGCGAUGGGAAUCGGGAACGUAGAGGCAAUUAGUCGUAUUCUGGUAAAAAAUGGAUCUAAAAGAGUUGCGAAAGAUCUCAAAGGAAGACAACCGAGUUAUUACUUCAUUAAUAAGGCCGAUAUUCUACGUUUGCAGGAGGAAGAGAAAGGAUAAAUUUUAGUUGAAUUGUAAUUGAAUUUAUUGGAAAAAUGUUAUUUUGUUAUUGAGAAACAGUGUACGAUUAAAAUACAAAUAAUUUGUUGUUUUUCGAAA
This is a messenger RNA of Malaya genurostris, 6312 nucleotides long. RefSeq lists its product as uncharacterized. The transcript is spliced from 22 exons. Gene Ontology annotation, molecular function: protein binding; kinase activity. The record is from RefSeq and is a predicted model, not a curated record. The coding region runs from base 706 to 6213 and encodes 1835 amino acids. Lineage: Eukaryota; Metazoa; Arthropoda; Insecta; Diptera; Culicidae.